UGGUCCUCGGUUACACACCAGAUUAAUCCUCUCAUCAUCUUCUUCGUAUCUAUAAGGCUGUGGAACCUUCCAGAUUGGCCCUUGUAGGCAUUUUCAUAUAAUCAAACUGCAGCCAAACAGAACCCCAUAUAUUUGUCUUCUUCACCUCACACACAUCAUUGUGAGAAAUCCUGAUUAGAUUAUGGCUUUGUUUGGCGAUCCCUUCCGGCGUUUCUUCCUCAGUCCUACAGUCUACCGCUCGGCACCCGGAUCAACGGCUCUUCUCGACUGGUUCGAAUCCUCCACCGCCCACUUCUUCAAAGUCAACGUGCCUGGGUACAACAAGGAGGAUAUAAAAGUGCAGGUUGAAAACGGGAACAUACUGGUAAUUAGGGCGGAAGGCGGGAAAGGGGAAUUUAGUGAGGGGAAAGAGAAAGACAUUGUUUGGCAUGUGGCGGAGAGGAAAACAUUUGGGAAAGAGGAUUUCUACAGAGAGAUUGAGAUGCCCGAAGAUGUGAAGGUUGAUCACAUCAAAGCGCAGGUGGAGAACGGCGUGCUUACGGUGGUUGUACCCAAGGAUACAACUCCCAACCUUCCAAUCAGGAACAUCCACGUUACUAGCAAACUUUAAAACUAUGCGUCUCCAUCAAUGUAAAUCAUGCAACUCAAUGUAGAAUGAUUAAUGUAAUAAAAUGAAGUUGCGCGUAA
Molecule: messenger RNA, 687 nt
Organism: Salvia miltiorrhiza (redroot sage)
Lineage: Eukaryota; Viridiplantae; Streptophyta; Magnoliopsida; Lamiales; Lamiaceae
Product: 15.7 kDa heat shock protein, peroxisomal
Biological process (GO): response to salt stress; response to heat; protein folding
Source: RefSeq, a predicted model, not a curated record